UCAUACUUUUUGUUCAUGAUUUAAAAUUUUAUUUUAUAAAAUUUUGGUGAAGAAAAUUUAGAAAAUGUUUAUGUAAUAAUUCAAAAAUUUUGAGUGUUAUAUAUAUAUAUAUAUUAUUAAAAAUAUAUCAUGUAAAAUAUAUUUUUGAAUUCGCCUCGGACCUCCGAAAACCUUCGCACGGCACUGGGUUUCUGGGUCCAUGAGAUCCAUGUUUUAAGUUUUGAUCCCAUCAAUGAAGUUAUAUCAAGACUAAAUGAUCAGUAAUACAAACUUUUACAUAAAUUUCUGCUACUUGAUUAAUUUAGGCUUGAAUUUCAAUCUACAUGAUAGUUUAGUAAUAUACAAUCUGGUUAUUCAUAACGUUACUCGAAUGAAACAAUAUGAUAUUCAAACUAGUAUUAUGUAACGGUAGUUUUUUCGUGACUGGAUCAGCCGAUAAAGAAAAUAAAGAAAUCUCUUACAUAAGACGACAUUACGAAUGCACAAAUCCAGCAUAGAAGGUGAUAUUCUUUUGUACGUCAAACGAAGAUGUUUCUCUUCUUGAAAUAUGUUUAGACCAGACCUUAUAGCUAAAUGGUCAAAAUAAUCUUUAGCAUUAAAAUUGUAAUUACAUUUUUUGUUGACUCAAUUACUACCUUUUGUCAGAAAUUAACCAAACAGGACUAAAUAAAUCUAAAAUAAACGAAUUAUUAACACACUAAAGCUAGAUUAAAUUCAUACUAGCGUUUUCACAAACAUUCAACUAUGUUUACCCCAAAUUCAACAACACCCAGUGGUAACGUCGACAUAAAUUUUUAUCUCACAUUUUCUUUACUUGAUUUUCAUUUUAUUUACAUUUUCAUCAAAAUUAUACAUCUUACAAUCUUUCAAAGGGAAAAAUAAGCAUGAACUAUACUGUACUUAGUAAUAUAUCACUAAAACUACAUUAGUAGAUUUUCUUUCCUUGCUGCAAUCUAUGUCUAAACUUUGAAAUUAAUUUACUCAAUUAUUUUUUUCCUUCCAUCUUUUAAGACAUGGUUGAAUUUAAUAACACAAUGCUACAACAAACUCUAAACGUUAAUUAAAUUUAAUAACACUAAUGCUACAACAAACUCUAAACGUUAUAUUUUUACUAACAAAUUAAUGGGCAUAGUAAGAACACACAUUAAAUGUCUUUCAUUCUUCCCCUACCUUACAAAUACGAGAAAGAACAAAGCAACACACAAGAAAAGCAAAAAUACUUCACUUUUUUUUACUAAUUAAUUAGUUUUUUCUCCUCUUUCCGAAAAAUAUGGAGAAUUACGUCGACGAGAGUGGUUUUGCACCUCUAAACCUAACUAAAUUCACACGUGAUGAAGAACAUAUGAAAGAAGAAGAUUUUCCAUUCGAAGUCGUUGACCAAUCAAAGCCCACAAGUUUUCUUCAAGAUUUUCACCAUCUUGAUCAUGAUCAUCAGUUUGAUCAUCACUGUCAUCAUCAUCAUGGCUCUACGUCUUCAAAUCCUUCUUUGCUAGGUGCCCCAAGGACGUUGUCUUGUAUCAAUAAGGUUCCCUUGCAACAUUGCUCUUACCAAGAAAACUUGGUCGACUUUUAUGAAUCUAAGCCACAUUUGAUGAAUCAUCAUUUCCAAGCUUCAGACAAUCAGUACUUCACUCGUGAUCAUCAUCACCAAGAGAUCAGUUUGGUCGAUGAACAUAAUCCUGUUGACUUGGAACAAAACAACAUGAUGAUGAUGAGGAUGCUCCCUUUUGAAUACCCUCCUACGGCAAUAAUCAAGCCUACGAACUUCAUGAUGCCAGAUGAAGUUUCAUGUGUUUCUGCAGAUAAUAAUUGUUAUAAAGCGAUGAGUUUCAACAAGACCAAACCUUUUCUGACAAGAAACUUGUCUUCAUCAUCGUCUUCAUCAUCAUGGAAAGGAAAGAAUAAUACAACCUUAGUCAAAGGACAAUGGACUGCUGAAGAAGACAAGAUAUUAGUUCAGCUUGUGGAAAAAUACGGAUUGAGGAAAUGGUCACACAUCGCCCAAGUGUUACCAGGAAGGAUUGGGAAGCAAUGUAGAGAGAGAUGGCAUAACCAUUUGAGACCUGACAUUAAGAAAGAAACAUGGAGUGAAGACGAAGACAGAGUGUUGAUAGAAUUUCAUAAAGAGAUUGGAAACAAAUGGGCUGAGAUUGCAAAAAGACUCCCUGGAAGAACAGAAAACUCGAUCAAGAACCAUUGGAACGCAACAAAACGAAGACAAUUCUCCAAGAGAAAGUGUAGGUCUAAGUAUCCAAGACCUUCUCUAUUGCAGGAUUACAUUAAGAGCUUGGAUUUGGGAGUUUUGUCGUCUUCUUCUGUUCCUGCAAGAGGUAGACGCAAAGAAAGUAACAAGAAGAAGGAUAUUGUGGCGGUUGAGGAGAAGAAGAAGAAGGAAGAGAAGUUUUAUGGACAAGACAGGGUUGUGCCUGAAUGUGUGUUUGCUGAUGGCUUCGGAUUUAAUGAGAACCUGCUUGAGGAAGGAUGUAGCAUUGACUCGUUGCUUGAUGAUUUUCCUCAGGCUGACAUCGAUGCUUUUGUUCAUGGAAUAUGAUUUGUAUUGCUCUUUUCUUUAGUUUUUUUUUUUGGUUUCGUUUUUUUGGUAUGAGAGAGAUUCCACCACAAAAAUAAUUCCACUCAAUAAAACAACAUAACUAUAUUUUAUGUUUACAACUUUACAUGUUACAACAGUGUGUGUUUCUUUCAAAUGAAACCAAAUGAUUUCAUAUUUUAAUCAUUUUCUUGUAAAUGUUUGUUUGCAUUAAUAAUUUGCAUUUUUUUGAUGAGAAAUAAAAAAAAUGUAUUUAUAUGUAUUUAAGAAGGUGAAGAUUAGUUUAACAUGCUGUAGUAACAGAGACCCCAAAACCUAACUUGUACAACAAGAAUAUUACAAAACCUAACAUACAUAAAGUCAUCUCUUAGCAAUCGAUCAAAAGGCAGUUCUGGGGAAAGGAGGUCGUAUCAGUCCUAGAUAGGAAAGGAUUGAUUCGAACCAAAACAAGAAAAAACACAGAAGCAAGCAAUGAUAGACCAGUGAAUAACAAUGGUGGGUGUUCUGUUCUGUCUUCUCAUAAGAUCUUUAAGGAAAGGAUAAAGACAAAGAACAACCCAAAACGCAAAGAAAACUCUCCCAGUCAAAUCCGUUUUUUGCAAAUCUUAUUAAGACAUAAAAAGAAAACUAUUGCUUCACUGAGGGCUUUGCUAUUGUUGACGAAGUGAUAACAACCAAGAUUAAGAAUGAAUAGAGCAUUUCUUAAAAACGCAGACAUUAUGUGUUGAAUUUGAAGCUUUUCCCAAUGUGUUCUCUGCUCCAGCCUUCUUGUGAUACUCAUAUCAAGGUCUCUUCUCUAUGAAGACGUAAACUAAUCUUCGAAGUUCGUUUCCUUCUGUGUCACGAGCUUUGCAAUUUCUUCUGGAAUAUAUGUCUCAAACACAAUGAGAAUAAAUUGAAAUCAAAACAUCUCAAUUUCCUCUGGUAAAGGCUCAUAUGAGUUUUGUGGUUGAAGAAUUACAGAACUAAUAAAAGAAUUUGGUACUAGACAUUUUUGUGAAAAUGCCUCUCAUUUGUUCAAAAUGACAUGAAAAAAGUGGACGAUACAAGAAACAAAUCAAGGUAAAACUAGACAGCUGUUUCUUUCCUUUGGUGUGGUUGGUUGAUUUGUAAUAAACUUGGAAGAUAAGAAGAAGACACAAGUGGAGGAUGAGAACUUCCAGACCUUGUGGGUUCUUUUCCGAUGUUCACUGAUGUGAAGUAUCCUUCUUCUCCAACAAUGAAAGCUGUUGUUGCGUAGUGCCUGGAUGAGUCAUUUAAGCCUAUAUCGAAAACCACAGCGACUUUCUUCUCCUCGUCAAUGAAGAAGCUCCCAUGAUUCCUGUGAACCAAAGGGUGUCUCGGUUGUUUUAUUGUCAAAUCCACCUUCAAAAACUUGCUCCAGGACACCACAUUAGACUCAAUCUUAUUUGUAACCCAAAAAUCCAAUAUGUUAGAUUGCGACUUCUCAUAAAGCACGGCGAGUUGCUCCUCCCUAACACAAGAUAAAACCACAGCCUCGUGGCGGUUAUCAGUGAUUGUAAACGGGAGAGUCAGAUGCGGUCCAAAUCUCUCUUUUGUAUAAUCGAAACAUAGCAUAAAAACGCCAAGCCCUAUUAUGCCCGCAUCAUUUCCCACUUCAUGAGGUGCAGUUCCUCUAGCAAAAAAGUAAGUAUCUCCCUUCAGAGUCACCCCGCGUUGAUAAUAAUCAAUUUCACAGUCGGGAAUGAGGUCAAGAACACUCCAUGAUUCAGACAUAGAAUUGUAGAUUUCAGACCCACUGAGUCGGCCAUGGUUAUAAUAAUCAUAACAACAGUGUAGCCUCAAGAUUUUAUAGUUAGGGACUUUACUAUUGUUAUUGCAUCCGAGAGCAUACAUGUCUGACUUGUGGAGCUGCUUUCUUGUUUCGAUCCACUUUGUUUGCCCUAAAUAAGGGUUCCACACCAAAAGCUUCGAGUUCUCUUUAGUGACACAUAAGACUAAACCAUCACAGUGAAAUAUUUUAGUUAUCUCAACUUGAUCAAGUAACCUUACUUGCUUCGUAGAUGGAUCAACCAAAGCGUCCUGAUUGUGGAUUCCUCGGAGACCGAAUCUCAAGGAACAAACCUUACUACGUAUUGUCAUGAACCCUAGAAACUCAUGUUGCCUUGAUGUUGUUUUACCAACAAUAAAGUCUUUGGAUAAAACAUUCCAUAGUUUGCAAGUAGAUCGUAUUGCUUUUAGAGAUGUUAUUGGAACUUUGGCGAGUAUCUUCUCACCCAACAAAUCAUGUGGAAGAUCGCACAUCAUCGUCAUCAUUUCUGAUCAUUCAUCCGAGUUUCAACAAACGCUAGCUGCAUUUAUAAUGAUUAGAUUAACAUAACAACACUAGAUGCGAAUCAACUUAAUUCAAUUAACAUAUAUAGAUAACAAUGACACAAAUACUCACAAAGGGCUGAACCGAUGACCUGCAGAAAUCGAUGAUGAUACAAGAAAAUAAGGUAUCACGUGUAUGUGUCUAAGCAUAAGACACACGCCGACACACAUCUAACCCUAAUUCAUCGUGGGCUUAAUAAUUUAUAAUGGGUUUACUAAACUGUUAUGGGCAUGAAUAUAUACACUCGCAAGUUUUUUUUUCCUUUUUUUUUGUAAGUUGGAACUCUUUAUUUUGUUGCUAUUUGCCUCUUUACUGCAUUUUUUUUUCUGAAAGAAGAGCUUUAAAUACUGAUCAAUAAUUUAAACAGAAUCUCUCUAUUAUGAAAUUAAUAUUUUGACACAUUUGUAGUUUAUAGUUAAAAUAUAAGUGAUAGGAAUUUUUUUUGAAUAACUCACAAAAAUAUACAUGACGCAAGAGUUUCUAAGGGUAGGCACGAAUCAAAUAUCAUUGUUUUUAGGCAUAUUUGUGACCGAUUCGAUUUGGUCCGUAACUACCCGGAUAUUCACUGUUUGAAUAUCAAUUUUUUUUUAUAUUUUACCCGGAUAUCCGGUUCGAUCAGUAAAAAUAAAAUAAAAAUUUUUAAUAAAAAAAACUCUACAAGAAUAUAAAAUAAGAUUAAUUUAUUACAAAAAAAUUAUUUACUUUUUAAAUUUCAUUAACAAAAAUAAUAAAUUUAAUAAAUAAAAUAUUCUAAAAAUUACAUAAAAUAUAAUAAUUAUAGAAUUUGUAUAUAAUUCUGUAAAUAUAUAUAUAACAUAUAUAUAUGUUUCUAAUUUAUAUAUUUAUUACUAAAUGUUUUACUGCACCAUGCAGAAACAAAAAUUUUAAAAUUUAAAUUAUAUUUAAAAAUAAGAUUAUAAAUUUUAAUUGUCAUUGUA
Molecule: messenger RNA, 5821 nt
Organism: Brassica rapa (field mustard)
Lineage: Eukaryota; Viridiplantae; Streptophyta; Magnoliopsida; Brassicales; Brassicaceae
Product: transcription factor MYB98-like
Biological process (GO): regulation of DNA-templated transcription
Cellular component (GO): nucleus
Molecular function (GO): RNA polymerase II cis-regulatory region sequence-specific DNA binding; DNA-binding transcription factor activity, RNA polymerase II-specific
Source: RefSeq, a predicted model, not a curated record